AGCAAGAUUUCAUUGCAUUUAUCACUGUCUGCUCAUUUUGUAAUAAAGUCCUGGUUUGCUGCAGGUCUGUGGGUCAGAAGUGGUGCUGGAUACAUUAAAAAAGAGGGCACUCAGAUGACCUGGAGUUUUGUGGCUCCAAAUUUAGGAUACUGGCUUGCAGCAUUUCCCUCAACCUCAGGAGCAGGCCUGAACACCUCUGGUCUAAGGGACAUCACUACCUACCACACUAUUUUCCUGCUAGCGAUUCUGGGUGCCAUGGCCCUGCUAGUGCUUAUUCUGCUGUGUUUGCUACUGUACUACUGCAGGAGGCGGUGUCUAAAACCUAGGCAGCAUCGCCGUAAAAUGUACCUCUCAUCCACUCUUGAAAGCUCAAAGAGAGACCAGGGGACAUCCACUUCCCAGCUAAAUCUCAUCAGCGGUGGACACAUGGAGACGGCCUCAUCGGCUGCCGACCAUGAUGGCAUCAGAUCUGACCUUUCCUCCAACCGUGAUCUCCACAGCUCUCGAGAGGACUUCUUUAGACAUGGCCCUAUCCAGAGACCACGCAACUCUAGGAUGAAUGCUGACACAAAGCAAGGAGAGAGCUACCCAUUGAAGACCACUCACUCCUCAAAGACAGGAACUCGAGACCCACUCCUGCAGGAAGACUUUAGCAAAGGUUACAGCUCUGCGGAGGACUCUGAUGAGCGCAGAUACCAUCAUCACAAUGCUAAAGACAACCAAGGCUAUUCAUCAGACCCACCAUCACCACCUCCACUUUUGCCACCAUUUACUGGCCACUAUCAGGAUCACAGUCGGGACAGCAAGCCACCAGAGUAUUAUGCAUCGGCAGGGGAUCCCCUCAGUCGGCCCAGUUCCGUAAACACCCAGCCUGGCCAGCUGAUCUUCUGUCACUCCAUGGAGCAGAUGAAGGAGAGCAUGUACCACAGCAUGGUGCCCACGCUGGUCAUCCCUGCACAUUAUAUGCAUCUGUCCUCUGACCUUUCAGCGGUGGAGCAGGCAAUGGAAAGGCAGCAACAGUUGCAGCAUGAUAUGGAGGGCAUCCAGGUUAGCAUGACGCUGCCACGGCAACAGAGUCAACACCAAAAUCAACAACAACAACAACAGCAGCAGCAGACCAAACAAGAAAAGGAAGAUGAAGAUUCUGGCCAGAAAGCAGAGGGGCCUUCAGAGGAGAACUGGGGAUCGGAUCAAUCCACUGCCCCCGUCCGUAUUCCUGUGCUUUUCAAUGACUCCACCAUUGCGCAAAUGAAUGGAGAGCUGCAAGCGAUGACGGAGAAGAAGCUGCUGGAGCUCGGAGUGAAGCCACACCCUCGUGCCUGGUUCGUUUCCCUUGACGGCCGUUCAAACUCUCUUGUUAGACACUCCUACAUUGAGCUAAGCAAUGAAGCCUUGCGUGCACCCGUGGGCCCCAGCAGUCUAUCCCAGGACCACCGUUCUGAAGCACUCCCCGUGAGAUCAGCGAGAUCUACUCAUAGGAAAGUAAAAGACGAGGGCAAAGCGAAGGACGGAGGUGAAAGAAAAGCUCAUGGAAAGAUUUAUUCCAAGCUUCCCGUUAUCGAAACGCCAGACUCGAGCAGCGAGAGCCAUCCAGCCAUGUACUCACCUGAGGAGAACUCCACAGCACCACUGCUUGACGAGACCUCUGAAUCCAGAGGAGGGACGUUCCCUCGUAAAAAACGCAGUCGGGAGAACAGCACCCGCAGUAGUGCCAGCGAGGUCCACAGAGAUUCUGUCACCAGUCCUGAUGAAGACAAUGAAGCUGACGACAAAGAUGACGAUGGAGAGAAUAAGAAGAGCCCCUGGCAAAAGCGUGAAGAAAGGCCCCUCAUGGUGUUCAAUGCCAAGUAACUCGCAUGCUGUCCAGGACCGGUCAUGGCAACAUCUUGGCUAUACCUUAGAAGCUUACUAGCAAUUAAGAAGCAGCAUUGGAAAAGAUUCAGAUGAAAAGCACAAUAAGAGACAUGGCACUUACCUAAGUGAUAGGAAUCUGUUCCAACCAUCGCUUUUCUUAAUGACACCCAUUUUUUGUAAGAAUGACCAUGAGCCAUUUUAAACUUUGGGAAGCAAUCCGUAAGCCUUAAAGAGCUUUUACUUUUCAAAAGAGAUAUAAAUAAAAAUGAAUAUUCAAUGUGAUAUAGGUGAAAAAAGAGCGAUUGAAAGAUUUUAUCAGUCUAGAAUGACUUUUAUUGUAGUGGUUUACUCAAAUAUUUCAUUUGUUUAUAUUACUAUGUAGAGCUGAACCAUUAAGAUGUGUGGAGGUUGUAGAUUUCUCAACAGAAGUGAAAUGUUUGCUGAAUAAAUGUGUGUGUGUUUAGUCCAAUUUGACUUAUCAAAUCGUGGUUGACACAUAAUGACACUGUAUUUUGUACCACUGGUAAAAGUUCCCCUUUUGUACUUAUCUAAAACCAGUGUUGCCAGGUUUUGUAUAUGUUUUAAGGAGACUGUUUGGGUUAGGAAAGCUGCUGUUUGAUAUGAAUAAAAGGUUCUGCUCGUAUACUGUACAGAACUCAUUUUGUACUCUGAAUAAGCCUUUCCUGUUGGUUCAGUGCAGCAGUAGGAAUUGUGUUUUGAGGGACUUACCUUGGACACCUGUGAAAAUGUUUUCACAAUAAUCUUUGCUGCAGUGCAUUGGAAUUUUUGCCAUGAAUCAGAACCACUACAACUCUGCUCUGUUAACUGUUGGAAGUACAAUUCUAAACCUUUUUCUUUUAUGGACUUUUUGUGUGUGACUGAAGAUAAAGAUUGUGCUUAAAAUGGAUGUGCAUGGAUGAAUUUACACAAAAAUAUUGUACCAAGUAUUUUUUUAAAAACAAGUAUUGCUUACUAAACUCUGUUAACCACUUAUUUGUAAAUAACAACUUAGUAAAUUUACACUCUCA
Molecule: messenger RNA, 2882 nt
Organism: Carassius auratus (goldfish)
Lineage: Eukaryota; Metazoa; Chordata; Actinopteri; Cypriniformes; Cyprinidae
Product: protein FAM171A2-like
Exons: 3
Source: RefSeq, a predicted model, not a curated record